AUGACAGCUCCAACAAGAAGAGUGAUUCUUUCAUUUUCCACUCAGAUCCUUGUGCAAAUCUGUUACUUGAGUUGCUCAGCAAGUGCAGCUAUCCAUUUGACAGAAUCGUCUGGUCUGUUGAACAAACCAUAUCAUGACAGUUGGUACAAACAUUCUGGGACAAUUGAACCAAAUGCAAGAGACAACCUUGAGGUAUAUUUGGACAAGACCCUUGAGGAAAGGAAAAACUCUGAGCCUUUUGUUACUUCUUCUGCUGCUCUCAAUGAUGAUUCUGUUAAAUUGAUUAACAAGAUGUUACAGUCUGGAAGUGAAACUUGGGCUAAAACCCUUGAAGAGAUUAUGAAGAAUAAACCGUCAUACAAGAUAGAAGAUUUUUGGAAAUUCAUUAGUCAACUUUCAGACUUCAUGCCAACAUCAGCACUUCAGGUAACUUUGUUUGAAGUAGUCAAAGCAGAAGAAAAAGUUUUCAAACAGAAAGGGGAUAAAUUUCUAUCACCUAUAAGAAAUGUGUUAAAUGAAGUAUUUGAUAGAUGUGCAGCUAAAAUGAAAGAGCAUGUUGGUGCACUAAAACAAAAAGAUAAAACUCAAGAAGUACAGGACAUUUUCACCAGAACUGGGCAAGAAAAAAUGGGAGAAUAUGGAAUUCGCCUGGAGGGACAGUACUCUGUUGAUCAAGAGGCUGUACUGUAUAGAAACUGGGCUUCAUGUCCCCUCAAGAGAAUUUUGGAGAUCCAAGCCAUUCAGGUCAGCUCCAUAGAUAUGGAAGAAAUAUCUACCAUGGGCAUCACUGUGAUGCCUGAUGAUAUCAGGCCUCAUUUUGAGAAUUGGAUGGGUUCAGAUGUUCAAGGUCUGAAAGAGGAAUUUGUAGAUUAUAUUAAGUCUUUAGACAAUAGUGGAUUAGAACAUUUUAAGGCUCUUCAAUCACAACUCAGCUAUGGUUUAUCUAGUGUUUCCCCUAGGAAUCCAAAAGACAUCAAGAAAGUUUUUGUUUUUUGGGCUAAUUACAUGCCAUUCUAUCUUCAAAUCAAAACUAGUAAAGAUACAUGGGAUUACCUCUAUGUUAUGGAGAACUUGAUUUUGGAUGAAAUAGAGGACAAAGACUUGGAUCUUCUCAUGAAAGAAUUCAUCAUGAUUCAAACUUCUCCUAUCAUUCAACAAAACAUCAUCAUCAGCUUUCUGGAAUUUCUUGUGGACAAAAGUAAAAGUCUCAAAAGGAUUGCUGAAUUUGAUCUAUCAAGCAUCAGAGACAUUGAAGAAGCAAAGCAAACAAGGCACAAUAAUCCAAGGGCGCUCAAGUGA
This is a messenger RNA of Melampsora larici-populina 98AG31, 1299 nucleotides long. RefSeq lists its product as uncharacterized. The record is from RefSeq and is a predicted model, not a curated record. The coding region runs from base 1 to 1299 and encodes 432 amino acids. The transcript has 7 exons. NCBI's taxonomy places the organism in Eukaryota, Fungi, Basidiomycota, Pucciniomycetes, Pucciniales, Melampsoraceae.